UUCUAUUGCGAAUACAAUCUAUAUCUAUAUUAUUACAUGCAUUGAUACAAAGUGAUAAAAACAUGUCCUUUCUAACACAUUUACUUGGCAGUACUUUGCAGAAUACUAGACCCCUUACAAAUAUUACCUCCACUAACAUAGUGUGUGUGAGGAAUGCAUCAAAGAAGGCCAGUAGUAGUACAAGAAUUAAACCUGGUCAUCCAAGACCAAAACACAGAGGAUGGAAAGUACAAGAUGGGUGGUUUGUUCAAAAAGGCCAUAUAUUAGCUACCCAACUUAGACCUAGAUUCCACCCUGGACUUUACGUUGGUAUGGGCAGAAAUGGGACAUUAUAUGCCUUGGAAGCUGGAAGAGUAAUUAUCACUUCUGAAAAAAUUAAUCCCAAUACCACUCAUACCUGGGCAACAAUGAACUAUGCAGGCAGAGAGAACAGUGUUAUUUAUAAGAAGCAUUUUAAUGUUAUUCCUGAAAAACAACACAACAGAUUUAUAUUAAUUGAUACUGUUUGAAAUGAAAUCUUCUAAUUUUAUUUAGGUUUCCUUUCAUAAAGUAAAGGUACAAGUAUAUAGUGUGGAAGUAAAAUUCUU
Molecule: messenger RNA, 587 nt
Organism: Dufourea novaeangliae
Lineage: Eukaryota; Metazoa; Arthropoda; Insecta; Hymenoptera; Halictidae
Gene: mRpL27
Product: 39S ribosomal protein L27, mitochondrial
Exons: 4
Coding region: 63-509 (148 amino acids)
Biological process (GO): translation
Cellular component (GO): ribosome; mitochondrial large ribosomal subunit
Molecular function (GO): structural constituent of ribosome
Source: RefSeq, a predicted model, not a curated record